Aspergillus versicolor CBS 583.65 is the source of this 4371-nucleotide messenger RNA. RefSeq lists its product as uncharacterized. The transcript has a single exon. Gene Ontology annotation, cellular component: membrane. Gene Ontology annotation, biological process: transmembrane transport. The coding region runs from base 99 to 4295 and encodes 1398 amino acids. Lineage: Eukaryota; Fungi; Ascomycota; Eurotiomycetes; Eurotiales; Aspergillaceae. The record is from RefSeq and is a predicted model, not a curated record. Gene Ontology annotation, molecular function: ABC-type transporter activity; ATP hydrolysis activity; ATP binding.
CCUGAGACCCGCAAUGGACCUCGCGUAUAAACCCAGCCCACUUCCUCAUCGGCUGUCUCCCCGAUGUCUUCUACAGCAAAGCAGCCGUCGAUUCGGUCAUGGACGUCAAAGCAACGCCCUCAUCCCGGCCUGGAUCGGCGGUCGACGACACGGGCGAGGAUCAACAAUGGCACAAAACAGGCGAGGUGGAGGAACUGCACCGGAGAUAUCUCGAGGCGGGAUACAAGGAGCGGAAACUGGGGGUUACAUGGAAAGACCUGACUGUGAAGGUUGGGGCCGCCGAUGCUGCCAUCAACGAGAACUGUGUAUCCCAAUUCGACCUCCUGGGUCGUCUUCGCAAGCUGCGACGAAAGCCGCCACUGCAGACCAUCCUGCAUCAAAGCCAUGGCUGCGUAAAGCCUGGUGAGAUGUUGCUUGUCCUAGGACGCCCGGGCUCAGGAUGCACGACACUGCUGAAACUUCUUUCGAAUAAUCGCAGAGGCUUCCACGAGAUCAGCGGAGAUGUACGAUUUGGCUCGAUGGGACCCGAUGAAGCCAAGCAAUAUCGAGGGCAGAUCCUCAUGAACAGUGAAGAGGAGGUUUUCUUUCCAACUUUGCGCGUCGGAGACACGAUGAACUUUGCGACGCGAGCCAAAGUCCCUGCGAAUCUUCCUAGAGGUGUCGACUCCUCAGACGAGCAGUACAACGAGGCCACGCGGUUUCUGCUUGAAUCUCUUGGAAUUUCACAUACUGCCGACACGAAGGUGGGAAAUGAAUAUAUCCGUGGAGUAUCUGGUGGCGAGAGGAAGCGAGUUUCUAUCCUGGAAUGCCUUGCGUCUCGGGCCUCUACCUACUGCUGGGAUAAUAGCACCCGAGGGCUUGAUGCCAGUAAUGCACUGGAAUGGGCAAAGGCUAUACGAGCCAUGACGGAUGUUUACGGGUUAUCGACUAUCGUUACCCUUUACCAGGCUGGAAAUCACAUAUAUGACCUUUUCGACAAAGUCCUGGUCUUGGACGAGGGAAAGCAAAUAUACUAUGGCCCGCGAGAACAGGCACGCAGUUUUGUCGAGGAUCUAGGAUUUAUCUGCGACGACGGUGCGAAUGUCGCAGACUUUCUGACUGGUGUCACCGUGCCUACUGAACGCCACAUUCGACCUGGAUUUGAGGGCAUGUUUCCUCGAGACGCCACUUCUAUCCUGGCUCGUUAUCAACAGUCCGAAAUAUUCAAGGAUAUGGUGGCCGAGUACGAGUAUCCGACGACAGAGAUAGCGUACAAUCGAACAGUUGAAUUUCAGGAAAGCGUUGCCCUAGAGAAGUAUUCCAAGGGCGCUUAUACUGUCAGCUUUGCCUCGCAGGUGUGGGCAUGCGUGCUCCGUCAAUACCAAAUCAUCGGGGGAGAUCUGGUCACAUUCGGAAUGAAGCAGGGAGCAAAUCUCCUCCAGGCCUUAGUAGCUGGCUCAAUGUACUACAUGGCCCCCAAUGACUCGUCCGGUAUAUUCUUAAAAGGAGGCGCCCUCUUCUGGUCCGUCCUCUACAACAGCAUGACAGCCAUGUCAGAGGUUAUAGACUCCUUCACCGGCCGUCCUGUUAUCCUCAAGCAUAAAUCCUUUGGAUAUAUCCAGCCCGCAGCCAUCUGCGUUGCCCAAGUCGCAUCCGACAUCCCCCUAACCCUCCUCCAGGUCACCGUCUGGUCCCUAAUUGUCUACUUCAUGGUCGGCCUAACCUUCUCCCCAGCUGCAUUUUUCACAUACUUCAUAAUCCUCUUCGUGACAAACAUGGCCGCAUGCGCUCUCUUCCGCGCCGUCGGCGCAAUCCUAAACUCUUUCAACACCGCAGCCCAGAUCUCCGGAUACACCAUUAGUAUCAUGGCCAUGUACGCCGGAUACCAGAUCCACGCGACGCAGAUGCACCCCUGGUUCCACUGGAUCUACUGGCUCAACCCGAUCUCGUAUGGCUUCGAAGCGCUAAUGGGCAACGAGUUCCACCUCAAACAGCUACCGUGCACAGGGCCGAACCUGAUUCCUCAUGGCGAUGGCUAUGCCGAUGUAAGCCAGUACGCGUCCUGUGCUGGAGUUGGAGGCGCGCAGCAGGGGGCUACCUCCCUGACUGGGGAUGAGUAUCUCUCGUCUCUAUCGUAUAGCCAUGCGAAUGUCUGGCGGAACUUUGGUAUUGUGUGUGCGUGGUGGGUGUUUUACCUGACUAUUACUGUCAUUGGGGUGAUGAGGUGGAAGGAUAGUAGUGAGUCUGGGGAAUCGCUGCUUAUUCCUCGUGAGAGACUGGCGGUUCACCAGAAGAUUCAAGCGGAUGAAGAAUCACAGACUAUGGAAAAGGGAACCGAGUAUACAUCAUCUGGCGAGGGAUCGUCGCAGGUGGGUGAUGGAAAUGAACUCGAGAAGCAGCUUGUUCGGAAUACAUCUGUCUUCACAUGGAGCGACUUGACAUAUACCGUCAAGACGCCUUCUGGUCCACGGGUCCUCUUGGAUGAUGUGCGAGGAUGGGUGAAGCCUGGCACCUUAACGGCUCUCAUGGGCUCAUCAGGGGCGGGAAAAACAACACUCCUAGAUGUUCUUGCCCAAAGGAAGACCGAGGGGAAGAUUGAAGGGUCUAUCCUGGUCGACGGACACCCUCUUCCCAUAUCGUUCCAGCGUUCCGCUGCCUACGUUGAGCAACUCGAUGUGCACGAGCCCUACGCCACCGUUCGGGAGGCAUUGGAGUUCUCUGCGCUGCUUCGCCAAUCCCGUGAUACCCCAGCAGAAGAGAAAUUGCAGUACGUUGAUGUCGUGAUUGAUCUGCUCGAACUCCACGAUAUAGCAGACAGUCUGGUCGGCAAGCCAGGAACAGGGAACGGGCUCAACGUGGAGCAAAGAAAACGUCUUACCAUUGGCGUCGAGCUGGUCUCAAAGCCAAAGACGCUCAUCUUCCUAGACGAGCCAACGUCGGGCCUUGACGGACAAUCUGCCUUCAACACUGUUCGCUUUCUCAGAAAGCUGGCGGACGUCGGGCAGGCGGUGCUAGUUACCAUUCAUCAACCGUCAGCACAGCUAUUCUCGCAAUUCGACCGGCUUUUACUCCUCACGCGCGGUGGGAAAACGGUUUAUUUUGGCGACAUUGGCACUGGAUGCCAGACUAUGAAGGACUACUUCAGUCGGAACGGCGAGCCGUGUCCUGUCGGUACAAAUCCAGCGGAGCAUAUGAUAGAUGUUGUAUCUGGGCAUAAAUCCGAUAGAGACUGGGCUCGCAUCUGGCUCGAAUCGCCCGAGUGCGCAUCAGCAAAGACUGAACUGGAGGGUAUCAUUGGUACAGCACAGUCCAAGGGACCGCCUGCAGUUGACGAAGAUAGCUCUGAAUACGCAAUGCCCCUGCUAUACCAAACAAAGAUCGUCCUGCGGCGAAUGAACCUGGCCCUGUUCCGGAAUACGGGGUAUAUUAACAAUAAGCUUCUUCUGCAUAUUGGUCUCGGUCUAUUUAACGGUUUCACAUACUGGAAUAUCGGGGAGACAGUUAGCGAGCUGCAGCUGAAACUAUUCACCAUUUUCGUCUGGAUGUUUGUUGCACCGGGUGUGAUCAACCAACUCCAACCUCUCUUUAUCGAAAGGCGCAAUCUAUAUGACGCCCGGGAGAAGAAAUCACGAAUCUACUCCUGGAAGGCCUUCGUCGCCUCCCUCAUUAUCUCGGAAAUGCCAUACCUCUGCGUAUGCGCAGUUCUGUAUUUCGUCUGUUGGUACUUCACCGUAGGGUUCCCUUCAGACAGCAGCAAAGCCGGCGCGAGCUUCUUCGUGAUCUUCGCCUACGAAUUCCUAUACACGGGCAUCGGGCAGUUCAUCGCUGCAUAUGCGCCGAAUCCGGUCUUUGCAGCUAUUGUAAACCCGCUGAUCAUCGGCAUCAUGGUCUCGUUUUGCGGUAUUCUUGUGCCCUAUGUCCAGCUCGUCUCGUUCUAUAAAUAUUGGACGUACUGGAUCAACCCCAUGACGUACCUGGUUGGGGGUAUGCUCACGUUUACGAUAUUUGACGCGGACGUCAGAUGCACUGAUACCGAACUCGCGGUAUUCAACCCGCCUAGUAAUACGACAUGCAUCGACUAUCUAGGUGCGUACCUGGAGGAUUCAGGGGCGGAUUUGCUAAAUCCGGAUGCGUUGGCUGAGUGUCGGGUUUGUCCGUAUACAAGAGGCAGUGAUUACCUGCGGACUAUCAAUCUCAUGGACUGGUACUUUGGAUGGAGGGAUGCGGCGAUUGUCGUGAUCUUUAUCCUCAGUUCGUAUGCGCUUGUCUUUUUGUUUAUGGCAUUGAGGACGAAGUCUUCUAAGAAGGCGGAAUGAGAUAUUCAAAAAUAGAACCAUAGAAUACACUUAUAUUACAAGUAUUAAUAAUAGAAAUCAUCUAUUCAAGGUCCCG